GCGCGGUCCCGGCCGCCCGCCCCGCCUCCCUCGCCCUUCAUGCAUAUGCAGAUCGCGGCAUAAUCGGCGGCCAAUGGCGUGCGCGUUCUGAUCACAUGCCGCCCUUCCCCGCUGGCCCGGGGAGGCAGCGGCAGAGCAGCUCAGGGAAGAGAAGUUGAGAGUCUCUCAGUGAACAGAGGCGGCUCGAGCGGGAGAGUCGCACACGCGCGGAGCAGCGGCGCUGGCUGGCCGGCCGGCCAAGGGAGAGGCAGCGGCGGCGGCACGGGGACGAGGAACGAAAGCGAAGCCUGGGGGUGGCGGCCGGCUCGCUGGCUGGGCGGGCAUCGGGAAUCGCUGCGGGAGAGAAGGACGGGAGGAGGCUAGGCUAGGGAGGCUGCCCGCCCGCCUGCCCCUCCGCUGCCGCCGCCGCCGCCGCCUUCGCUCUCUGCCGCAGGGCUCGCCCGUACCAUGCCGAUCCUCCUUUUCCUCAUAGACACGUCCGCCUCCAUGAACCAGCGGGCGUAUCUGGGCACCAGCUACCUGGAUAUCGCCAAGGGCGCCGUCGAGCUCUUCAUGAAGCUGCGGGCCCGCGACCCGGCCAGCCGCGGCGACAGGUACAUGCUGGUCACCUUCGACGAGGCGCCUUAUUGCAUCAAGGCUGGAUGGAAGGAAAACCAUGCCACUUUUAUGAAUGAACUGAAGAAUCUGCAGGCAUCAGGAUUGACCACCCUUGGACAGGCUCUUAGAUCAUCAUUUGAUUUGCUAAACCUCAACAGAUUAGUGUCUGGAAUAGACAACUAUGGACAGGGAAGGAACCCUUUCUUUUUGGAGCCAUCAAUUUUAAUUACUAUCACAGAUGGAAACAAAUUGACAAAUACUGCUGGUGUGCAAGAAGAGCUUCAUCUUCCUUUGAAUUCUCCCCUGCCUGGAAGUGAGUUAACCAAAGAACCAUUUCGCUGGGAUCAGAGGCUGUUUGCUCUUGUGCUGCGCUUGCCUGGAGCCUCUUCGGUGGAACCGGAACAACUAGGGAGUGUCCCCACAGAUGAGUCUGCCAUUACCCAGAUGUGUGAAGUCACAGGAGGACGCUCAUAUUGUGUUCGGACCCAGAGAAUGUUGAACCAGUGUUUAGAAUCUCUAGCUCAGAAAGUUCAGAGUGGGGUUGUCAUUAACUUUGAAAAAUCAGGACCAGACCCACCCUAUGUUGGAGAAGAUGGAGUUGUUGAUGCCACAAGGCCCAUUAAUUCUUUUGGUUCUCAGCCAUGGCACAGCUGUCAUAAACUUAUCUAUGUGAGGCCUAAUCCUAAAACAGGAGUUCCUGUUGGGCAUUGGCCAAUUCCAGAAUCCUUUUGGCCUGAUCAAAAUUCACCAACACUGCCUCCCCGCACAGCCCAUCCGGUAGUGAGGUUCUCCUGCAUGGAUUGCGAGCCCAUGGUCAUCGAUAAGCUUCCAUUUGACAAGUAUGAGCUUGAACCAUCGCCCUUAACGCAAUACAUCUUGGAACGGAAGUCGCCUCAUGCGUGCUGGCAGGUAUUUGUGAGCAGCAGUGGAAAGUACAGUGAACUUGGCCAUCCGUUUGGGUACUUAAAGGCCAGCACCACUCUAACCUGUGUCAAUCUCUUUGUGAUGCCUUACAACUACCCUGUUCUACUUCCUCUGCUAGAUGACUUUUUUAAGGUUCACAAACUUAAGCCAAAUCUGAAGUGGCGGCAAUCUUUGGACAACUACUUAAAAACCAUGCCUCCCUACUACUCAAUGCCAUUAAAGAAAGCCCUAAGGAUGAUGGGAGCUCCAAAUCUGAUAUCAGAUAAUUUAGAUUGUGGACUUAGUUACAGUGUUAUCUCUUACCUUAAAAAACUCAGCCAACAGACGAAAAUAGAGUCGGAGCGGAUAAUAGGUUCAGUGGGUAAGAAAGCACCACAAGAGACGGGUAUUAAAGUGAAAAACCACUCCAGCGGCCUCUCCCUGAUCCAGAGCAGAGACUUCAAACAGCUGCUUCAAGGAAUCUCGGGUGAAUCUCCGCUAAGGCUGCCCGAAAUAAAUGUGAAGGAAUUUGCUGGCUUCCACAUAGGACUCUUGAACAAGGAUCUGAAGCCACAGGCAUACCGGAAUGCUUACGAUAUUCCUCGCUGCAGCCUUUUGGACCAGUUGACCCGAAUGAGGACUAACCUGCUGAAAACACACAAACGUAUCCUGGGCCAGGAUGAAGACUGCCUUCAUAGUGUUCCUGUAGCUCAGAUGGGGAACUACCAGGAAUAUCUAAAGAUGAUGCCCUCUCCGCUUCGCGAAAUCGACCCAGAUCAACCCAAGAGGCUUCAUACUUUUGGUAACCCUUUCAAGCAGGAUAAGAAGGGAAUGAUGAUUGAUGAAGCGGAUGAAUUUGUCGUGGGUCCUCAGAACAAAAUCAAGCGUCCAGGAGAGCCCAACACCCCUGCCUCCCUGAAAAGAAGGCGCAACAUGUCCCCCCUGUUGAGAAGGCCCCAGUCGCCAUCAGUGAUAGCCAAUCAUGUCAGUGGGAAGGGACCCUCCUCUGCUCCAGGGUCCCCAUCCAACGCCACCCUCAAAGCCAUGCCAGCGUACAAAGAUGGAAAUAGCAAUAUAGUUCAAGAUGGCAACGGUGAGAAGAAAGUGGAAAGCUUCCAGUCUCUGGACAAACAGGGGGAUGGGCUGCUGACGCCUUUGGUUCCGCCGUCCCCAGUGGCCCUGACGGAUGAUGACCUGCCAAAUGAUGUAGACUCUUUGCCCAAUGAACUGAACUGCAUUGGGGAGGAUGAACUAGGCCACAGGCCUGGUAUCAACUCCCUUGUUCGUGGACCUGUAAACUACAGUAUGUCUUCAGAGGACCAAAAACUACUGGCAGAGUCUCCAUCUGGGACCGUGCCAAAUUUGGUGAAAAUAACCCCCAGUAUGUUUGAAGGGAACAACGAAGUUAUCAAAAUCAGAGUUAUGAAGGAGGUUCGCAAACCUGGAAGAAAUUAUGAAAAAAUCUUCUCUCUUCUUGAAGAAGUACAAGGCCCUGUGGAAAUUCAAAAGUAUUUCAUUGAAUUUGCUAUCAAGGAAGCAGCAAGGUUUAAAAAACGGGUCUUAAUUCAGCACUUAGAGAGAAUACUAGAGGAAAUAGAGUUCAGCAGCCUGCCCAACAGAGUUAAUCAUGUCAACAAUAGAUAAUAGUGUGCCGGCAAGAUGAAUGCAUGGGCCAGGGAGAACGAGUUGCUGUGUUGCAGAGGAGUGGAAGAGGACGUGGGGGCGGCUUCCCUGCCACCCUGGCGGCCAGGCGGUUUUUCUGUUGGAGUCUGAGGAGGAGGAAGAGAAGAAGGAGGAAGGUGGAGUUUUUACAUUUGUGAACCUCUCUCAAUGGAAACUGGGCUGUGACCCUGAUGGAUUUGCUGCAGAAGGUCUGGCUUCCUCCCUCUCCACCCCACUUUGGAGGGCCUGAUCUGCUCAACGGGCUGAAGAAAAUACUCAGGCCGCCCUCUCCUGCAGGUGAUGAGAAUUUACUCAUUUGAACCUUUGUUCUAAGACACUUUAAAACACUGCUUUAGGCAGUGGCCGAAUCUGAUAAAACAAAAUGGCAUAUGCUUUAUCUGCACUUGUGUUGGAGAGAUCCUUUAUCCAAAAAUAAAAAGAGGAGAGAGAGAAAAUUCCCUCCGUGAUGGUAGUGCAUAUUGUCGCUACAGACACGAAGGUGAAAGUUACUGAGAACUGCUAGCCGACCCAGGCGUGAGUUUUCAGGGUAAAUUGAAUUUGAGAGUCGAGCUGCUAAACUGGGUUGAGGAAAAGCGGUCAAGAGCUCUGUGACUACUGUCCCUGGUAGCCACUAAGCAACCUACCUCAGCCUCUCUUCUCUUUUGUCUGCAGACAUUAUGAAAGCGCGCGCCCGAGGCUCCCCAGGUCCUGGCUUCAGUUCUCUUUCAUCUUGUGAGGAGGACGGAGACUCUUCACGUGGACUUGGCUUUGGAAGCGCUUAAAGGAAACUUAAAAAAAACACAACCCCUGUCCCCCCAAAAUCUAUCUAUAUAUAUAUGUAUUUUACUUUUUAAAUGUUCGUAUGAGAAGAGAUUAUUUUGGACAGUGUUGUUACCAGAUCCUUAAUUUGAUAUAUCAAAACUGUGUGUGUAUAUAUACAUAUAUAUAUGAGAGAAUUUUUUUUGAGCACUUGUAUAUAAUAAAAAUCA
Rhineura floridana is the source of this 4151-nucleotide messenger RNA. Its product is annotated as integrator complex subunit 6-like. The coding region runs from base 448 to 3144 and encodes 898 amino acids. NCBI's taxonomy places the organism in Eukaryota, Metazoa, Chordata, Lepidosauria, Squamata, Rhineuridae. The transcript is spliced from 18 exons. Gene Ontology annotation, cellular component: integrator complex. The record is from RefSeq and is a predicted model, not a curated record. Gene Ontology annotation, biological process: snRNA 3'-end processing.